GUUCGCUGCUGCAGAGUUCACGUCUCUGCCUGCAGCAGCUCGUGCAGUGGAAGAGGCUCGAUGGUGUCGCGUCAUCACUUGAGGCGUUACCGGGCUUCACGGAGAUUUAAUAACGAUUUGGAUACAAGACCAGGGUGGUCCAUUACUAUCCCUUCAUAGAAACAUGGCUGAGCCUGAACUCCUGUUGGACUCCAAUAUUCGCCUUUGGGUUGUGCUGCCUAUUGUGUUCAUCACUUUUCUGGUUGGAGUGAUCCGCCAUUAUGUCUCAAUUCUGUUACAAAGUGACAAGAAGCUCACAUUAGAGCAGGUUUCAGACAGUCAGGUUCUAAUCAGGAGCAGAGUGUUACGAGAAAAUGGAAAAUACAUCCCCAAACAAUCUUUCUUGAUGAGAAAAUUCUACUUUAAUAAUCAAGAGGAUGGGUUUUUCAAGAAGACCAAAAGAAAGGUGGUCCCACCCUCUCCGAUGACUGAUCCCAGCAUGCUGACUGACAUGAUGAAAGGCAAUGUGACAAAUGUUCUUCCAAUGAUUCUUAUUGGUGGUUGGAUCAACUGGACCUUUUCUGGAUUUGUCACAACAAAGGUACCUUUUCCUCUCACACUUCGGUUCAAGCCAAUGCUGCAGCAGGGAAUUGAGUUGCUCUCACUGGACGCGUCCUGGGUGAGUUCAGCAUCUUGGUACUUCCUGAAUGUCUUUGGUCUCAGAAGCAUGUAUUCUUUAAUCCUGGGACAAGACAAUGGUGCAGAUCAGUCUCGUAUCAUGCAGGAGCAGAUGAGUGGUGCUGCAAUGGCAAUGCCUGCAGACACAAACAAAGCUUUCAAGGCUGAAUGGGAGGCAUUGGAGUUGACUGACCACCAGUGGGCCUUAGAAAAUGUUGAGGAGGAUCUAACGAGCAAAGACUUGGACCUGUCUGGGAUAUUCAGCAAUGACUUGCCAACGGGCAUCUUCUAAGUACCUGUCCACUACUGAGAGGUUUUGGAUGACCUUACCACAUCUGAAUAGUAGUGACUUGAUGAAACUAUUGGACAAGCUUUGGAAGUGAUAGAAAACGUAUGAUUUUUUUCCUAGAAAGUGUCAUAAACCUCAUUGUAGACAUUGCAUUUAAUGUAGUAUGCAUGCACCAUUCCUUCCAUUGUAUUUUUGUUUUUUGUUUUUCUCGGACACAUUAUGUAGUCUGACAGAAGGUUAUUUUAUCUUAAAAUUGUAUGGUUUGUCUUGCAUCUGCACUCAUAAAAUGCAACCGUAACGUUUGCAGUGCAUCCCAUAGUGUAGCAUGUGGCCAGGUUUUCUUGAAAACAUUCCCUAAUUAUUAAUUGUGUGUCAGUGUCAUUAUUUUUGUUUUAACGUUAAGAUGUGUACAUUUUAUUUGUUUUAGUAGCCCUGCAUUCUUAAUCUGAUAUAACCACAUGAUUGUUUGGACCAAGUAGGCAAAUUGGAAGUUUUAGGAAGAAAUUACAUUUAAAUAAUGGACCAGUCCAUAACUUAGAUUCAGUUACAUAAUAGUAUAUGUUACUGUACAUUGUUUUGUUUUUGUAGAUGCUUUCUUUUGCUGCCAGUUAUCCACCAUGCACUGAGUGUGUAGUGAAAAAAUACCUUUGGCAGUCAAACAGUGAAUUCAAUAGUUUUUUUUUCGUGUAGAAAAGAUUUAUUGGCAUGUUUAAUAUUUAUUUGACUUUCUUUUCUUUUCCUUUACAUUUUCAUCUUGAGUUUUGUAAAAUAAAAUGUCACUACAUAAAAAAAAAAAAAAAUGCA
Myxocyprinus asiaticus (Chinese sucker) is the source of this 1750-nucleotide messenger RNA. Its product is annotated as ER membrane protein complex subunit 3-like. Gene Ontology annotation, biological process: protein folding in endoplasmic reticulum. Lineage: Eukaryota; Metazoa; Chordata; Actinopteri; Cypriniformes; Catostomidae. The coding region runs from base 164 to 949 and encodes 261 amino acids. The transcript has 9 exons. Gene Ontology annotation, cellular component: EMC complex; membrane. The record is from RefSeq and is a predicted model, not a curated record.